Messenger RNA from Periconia digitata, 374 nucleotides. Lineage: Eukaryota; Fungi; Ascomycota; Dothideomycetes; Pleosporales; Periconiaceae. The record is from the annotation of a GenBank genome assembly.
CCCCAUCCCAAGCAACAGGGUACAUUGUGCCUGAGAUUCCAGAGCGGAUGAGCGCAGCCAGAACAACAAAAGCCGAAAAGCCCAUGUACGUAAUCCAGUUCGCGGUUGAACAGUGUAUUUCAAUACCACGAGAGCACGACGCAACCAGAUAGAGUAUGCAGAAACCUACUCUCUUGAACUCCGAGUCCCUCUGUGCGGGUUUCAAUCGGAUACCGGUAAGAUUUGUCUCGACUGGUCUGCAGUGCUCUAGCUUUAGUAGGCAUGUUCUGCAGAAAAUAAUAAUUCAGCGUGCUCGAUCUCUCUUUCUUGAUUGGAUAGUAGUUGCGUUACGGGGAGGUACUUUCAUGCCUCCGAUAGCACGUGGUUGUAGGUAG